Messenger RNA from Camellia sinensis, 999 nucleotides. Lineage: Eukaryota; Viridiplantae; Streptophyta; Magnoliopsida; Ericales; Theaceae. The record is from RefSeq and is a predicted model, not a curated record.
AUGGAGCCCAUCACCUUCACGGGGGCCGAUUGCACAAGCAUCUGUUACCCUCAUGACGACCCCCUAGUCAUCUCUGCUCUCCUUUCCAACUAUAAAAUCAGACGAGUGCUUGUCGACAAUGGCAGUUCUUCAGAUAUCAUCUUCCUCAACGCCUAUCGCCAGCUCAAGGUCGGGAAAGAAAGUUUGUCCCCUUUCCAAACCCCACUGGUCGAUUUCACGAGGGAUCGGGUGACCUCCAUAGGCUCCAUCGAUCUCCCCAUCAUAAUCAGAGAGUACCCGCAGCAGACCACCAAGUUGCUCACUUUCCUCGUCGUCAAUUGUCCCUCUACUUACAACAUCAUCCUUGGUCGCACCGCCCUAAACAUUUUUCAGGCUGUCACAUCCACAUUCCAUCUAGCCAUGAAAUUCCCUACUGAUCUCGGGGUCGGCACCGUAAGGGGAGAGCAGACUAUGGCCAGAGGAUAUUACGUCGCUUCACUCAAAGAGGUCAAGCCGAAGGAGGCCAUGAUCAUUGAAGGACUCGACGUCAGAGAUGAAGACGAACUAGUCAGAGGGGAACCAGUAGAAGAACUUGUUGAGGUCUUCAUCAGCCCUGCUGACCCAACAAAAACUGCCAAGAUCGGCAGCCAGUUAUCCUCCCAAGCCAAGGCUGACCUCACAGCCCUCCUGAUUGAGCACAAUGACGUGUUUGCCUGGACCCACUCUGACAUGCCGGGUAUCGAUCCCUCCUUCAUAACCCAUCGUCUUGGCAUUGAGCCCCAUUUUCGACCAUUUCGCCAGAAACAGUUCAUGGUCCGUAAAAAUGAUAGUAAAUGGAGACUCUGCAUCGACUACUCGGACCUCAACCGGGCUUGCCCCAAAGAUAGCUAUCCUCUCCCUCACAUCGAUAUGCUUGUCAACGCCACAGCCGGACAUCAAAUGCUCAGCUACAUGGACGCCUUCUCGGGAUACAAUAAAAUUCUGAUCCACCAACUGGCUAGGAACACACCUCCUUCAUAA